ACUUUUUCCUGUUAACAUAUAAACAGAGUAUUUAAGUUAUUCUUAAACGAGUGGUUAAUAUAACGUCUUAUUAUUUUUUUACAUAAUUAUACAUCUUAUCAGUGAAUUUACGUCAUCCACCAAAAAGUCAAUUGCUUUUUUCAUGUACAUACAAAUUUCUACCUAUUUUCAAAUAAUAAUCAUUCUUUGUUCAACGUUCUAAUCAAAUAAAAAAUAUAUAUUUAUACCAUCGAUAUUAAACACAAAAGAGGUUAACGAGAAAACACGUAUUCUCAUCAUCAUUAUUCUAUAAAAUCUUUACGUAUAAACAGCUGUAGUGUCCUACUUUUUCCGUAAGAAUACUAGCGCCACCUAUCAUGUCAUUCUUAUAUUCCGCAGUUAUUGAAAAACUUAGAAAUUUUCGAGUUGUUUUAAAUGAUUAUUCCGAAUUUUUCGAUCGUUUAACAUGUUUCGUGCCGUGUGGAGCAUAUGUGCCCCACACUGAAUUUUCCGUUCAAGCCAUUCGAAAUUCUCAUUGUAAAAAGAAUUUUUAAAAACUUUAUUGUAAAAUCAAGUAUCGAGAUCUUAAUAUCAUGUAUACUGCUUUUAUGCAUCUUAUACUCUACACCCUUUCCUUGAUAAUUAUGGUCUUUGUAUUAUUGUACAGAUUGUAAGGCAUAUGUUAGAAGCAAAACUAUUUAUUCGUAAAGCAUAUGUCGUGUACACCCCACACGUCCUAAAUGAAAAGUAUCCAAAAAUCAAACUGACACGGAAUGUGUUAAACAUUUAAAAAAAUACUUUUAUUCGCCGAACAUUCAGGAUUUAUGAUUCAUUCAUUACAAUACAAUAUAUUAUUACUAAUAUUUGUGGGGAGAAAAAAGAAAAAAAUAUUUGUAGAAUUAGCUAUAAUAAUCGUGUGAAAAGAAAUUCCUAUAAUUUGGCGCGAAAUUCAAAUUUGUUCGCGAGAGCAAUUAUAAAGAUAGGGUGUAUACUUUCGAGUCAAAUAUAUUAAAAUUUACUAUAGUUUCUUUCCGUGUCCUUGGAAUAUCCUUUUAAAGUAACAAUCGCAUAUUUAGUUAGUCUGCAUUGAUUAAAUAGAGAAAUGGCGACAACGGAAAUGGUGUCAUCCAAUAUAAGCUAACCGAGCAAACCAAAUAAAUAAUACCGGAAGGGCGCGAGAACGCGUUUGAAAAAUUUGUAUGCCAGGUUCGAAGACGAAGUUGUCAGUUUGGAAGCACCGUUGGGUGCUUCUUAUUUUGUCAGAGACAACAGUGUGUCAAGUGUCGUAGAAGAAAUAUAUAGAGAAAGGGGAAUGACUUCUCUUUUUCGCUCUGUGGGGUGGUUCCGUGAGUAAAAGAAGAAACGUGAUAAAUACGGAAAGAACUUGAAUACUUUACUCAAAAGAGAAGCUUCCUUAAAAGUGAAAAUAUGGGCAAUCUUUUUCAGAAGAGUGGUAACGACACAACCAAUAGCACUUUCUCCAAGGCAGUAGUCGAACACGAGGUAAAGGUGCGUUUCGCGCGUGAAUUUGCGGACGCAGAUUUGGUGACGUACUCAACACCCGAGAGCUUCUCUUCAGAGAGCAGCUAUUACAGCAUCGGUAGUACGCAGAGUAUUAAAAACAGCGGUAUCAGUUCCGAUACCGAUGACCUCAACAAUUCUCAACCAUUCAAGGUCGCAGACUCUUCCUACGUGGAUAGUAAUAUACCAGGUGUUAAUGAAUUAAUUCGUGGUUGUGCUGAUAUUCGAAUUGAUUCUAAUGUAGAGGAAGUCACCUUGUCAAAUUCUAUUUAUGAAUCUCCUGAUAACACUUUGAUUCAAACCUUCAAUUCGGCCAUUGAUGAUACCAAUGUUAUCCUUGACAAUAAGUCACCCGUCAAGUAUAACUUAAAUGAGACAUCUGCAUUCGAAAACGGUUUAGCAACACCGUUGAAUGUCACGCAUUCCCUUAUAAAUUCUUCUCAGACUCAAGAAGAAUUACAGGAAAAUUUUACUUGUGACAAUAUACCUCAAGAAUCUUUGAACUUAGAAGUGAAUGUAUCUACGGAUGAAGGUAUUGCUAGCAACGAACAAAGAAGUGAACAGGAUUUGAAAGAAUCCGAAGUUGAAAGUGUAAAACUUGCUUUAGAAACAUCUACACCAAGAUCAGUUUCUCCUGUUGAUUAUAACGAAGCUGAGAGUGACAGAAAAGAAGAUAUAUAUAGUGAUACAAAUGUUAAGGAAACAGAUACAUGUAAUGUAGAUGAGAAAGAAGCUGAUGUAGAUAAUAUAGGUAAAACAGAUACAAAUAAUACUUGUACUAUCCAAGCAAUUGCAGAUAUUGUAAGUGAAAAUAUAAAUACUAGCAAUACAGAUGAAAAUAAACCAGAUAUAAAUAAUUUAAAUAACAAUGUAGCAGAUAUUAAUAACAUCAAUAAAAAUAAAACUGAUAUAAAAAAUAAUAUAGAUGAAUAUAAUAUUGAUACGACAAUUAACACAGAUGAACAUAAAAUUGACAGGAGAAUUAAUAUAAAUGAACAUAAAAUUGAUACAACAAUUAAUAUAAAUGAACACAAAACUGAUCCAACAAUUAAUAUAGAUGAAUAUAUUAAAACUGAUACAGCAUUUACUAUAAAUGAAAAUAAAACAGAUACAAAUAAUAUAGAUGAACAUAAAAUUGAUACAACAUUUUAUGUAGAUGAAAAUAAAGCAGAUAAAAAUAAUUUAAAUAAAAAUAGAAUAGAUACAAAUAAUAUAGAUGGAAAUAAAAUAAAUAAAGAAGAUAUAGUUGAAAAGAAAACUGAUGAGGAUAAUAUAGAUAAUAAAAAACAAAGUACAAGUAAUAUAGGCACAGAUGAGGUAUUGGAUGAGACGCUCACUUUAUCAGAUGAUAUUUACUUAAAUCUUGAUUCUUUAAACGAAGUUGAGCAAUACGAAGAAUUUAAGCCACAAAGACAGAGUACUACAUUGUCUAAUGAUGAUACUACUUGUUCUUUAAAAAAAUUAGAAUUAGUGGCAGGAGAAGUUGCAGAUGAUAUUUUCAUAUCUCCUUUAGAAUUGGAAGAUGAUGUUUUUAUUAAUCCUGUGUUAGAAAUAUUCCAAGAUCCAACAUCUUUUGAUUUUCUUUCCGCAAGAGGGAAUUCCGAAAGCGCAACUCGCCUUAGGAAUGAAUCCUUGUAUAUCAAAUUUGAUCCUCUGUUAGCCAAUGUCAGUAUGUUACCUCAAGGAAACAGUCAAGUUUUUAGUACCUCUCCCAGUGGUACGAUUCACAAAUUAGAAGAAAUUCAAAACAAAAAUGAUGAACCUAUACAAGUAACUAAAUCUGAUACAAAGGAAGUCGAUGAUAUAGAUGGAACAGAGAAAUUAGAGUUACUACGUGCGUCUGUGUUGCAAUUGGAAAAAGAAUUGGAAAAACAAAAAAAAGAAUAUGAAUCAAAAGUGGAAAAACAAAAAACAGCUUCUCAAGAAAAAAUAACAAAAUUGCAAGCGCAACUAAAUCAAGAAAUUGAGAAUAAAAAUCAAUUAACAGUUGUCGUAGAUGAAUAUGAAAAAUCGAUAAGUCGAUUACUUACUGAAAAAGAAAGGGAUCGUGCUAAUUUUGAGCAAGAAAAAUCUAAAGUACAAGAAGAACUUCAAGCUACAAAUCUCCAUCUUAGCAAUACGGAAGCUGCAUUUAAUGAUGUUCAUUUAAAAUACGAAAGGCUCAAAGGAGUCGUUUCCGCCUAUAAAAAUAACGAAGGAGUUUUAAAAGAAAGUAUCCAAGAAAAUUUGGAAACAAUAAAGUCUUUAGAAAAUCGUUAUGAUCAAUUAAAAACUCAUGCCAUGUCGCAAUUAAGAAAGGCCAACCUGGAAUUAGUGGACAUACGAAAACAACACGAAGCCGAAACGGUAAAGUUACAUGCGAUGGUGAGGAAAGCAGAAUUGAAAAGUAAUUCGCUCGCUGAAAUAGUAGAGCAAAAAACAAAGGAGAACAAAGAACUUACACAAAUAUUAGAUGAACUGAUUGCUAGGGUCGGUCGGCAAAAUGCAGAAUAAGGAGAACUAAAAGAGUUUUAUAGAAUUAAUUUAAUAUCUCCUGAAUCCCUAUUGCAAUUAGUCUGUAUUAGUCUUUAUUUCUUCCCUCUUUAUUAGUCUUUAUUUUUUUACUCGCCUUAAUUAUAUUAAAUAUAUAUAUAUAAAAAUCUUA
Messenger RNA from Vespa crabro (European hornet), 4144 nucleotides. It is a transcript of the gene tacc, whose product is annotated as transforming acidic coiled-coil-containing protein 3. Gene Ontology annotation, cellular component: cytoplasm. The record is from RefSeq and is a predicted model, not a curated record. Bases 1408 to 3993 code for a protein of 861 amino acids. The transcript is spliced from 6 exons. Gene Ontology annotation, biological process: mitotic spindle organization; cell population proliferation. Lineage: Eukaryota; Metazoa; Arthropoda; Insecta; Hymenoptera; Vespidae.